Molecule: messenger RNA, 534 nt
Organism: Botrytis porri
Lineage: Eukaryota; Fungi; Ascomycota; Leotiomycetes; Helotiales; Sclerotiniaceae
Exons: 1
Coding region: 1-534 (177 amino acids)
Source: RefSeq, a predicted model, not a curated record
AUGCCUCGAUUCAUCAAAUUCCAAAUUGAUCGGCCCAUCCACGCCAAGCUCAACAACGACAUACUAGAUCAGAGUGCUCACGGAAAGAAUGAAACACCAGAGUGUUGCACCUGUGAUGUCUGCUUCGAGCAGCUCUGCAUUACAUCAAUCGAUGCCAAAGAUGCGGCGGACUCAUCAUCCAACCUCCCCAUCAGCAAAAUCCUAGAGCCAUCGCAACUCUGCGAUUAUAGCUCCAAGGAAAUCGAGGAGUGCUGGAAGAUCCUCGAAGUUGACGGCUGCAAGUGCAAUCCUCGCCGCUGCAACAUCCAUCAAUUCCAGUUGUUUUGGAAAGAACAUCAAGCGUUGGUCAAGGAACUUUCAAAGCUCAUGGAUGAUUGGUGCUUUACUCUCGAAAUUUCACAGCAAUUGCAGAAUCUUCAAGAUUUCAGAGAGCGACAUCAUCAAUUCCGCAAGAGACUCAGUGACGCAGGAAUUCGUCGCAGAUAUCAAAAAUACGGAACUGUCGAUUUCUUGUCACUCGUAUCAAGCGAGUGA